CGCUUGUAGUUGACUUUACACGUUUUUGUUUGUUCUUGAUAGCUGGCGUUUAAAAUUGGUUUUAAUUAAGUUAUAAAAGAGUUCCUGUGGUUGGCUUCAGAUCUGGGGACAGAUAUUUUUUUUAAAUAAACUUUUAUUCUUAAAGCCAUCUGAGCGAAAGUGAUUAUUCCUGCAAUUUGCUGACUUUAUAGUCAAGGACGAUGUUUCAUGUGAAUGGGAUGACUUACCACUGAUUCAGUGACCAACCGUAUUUCUUCAGUAAUGCCCUGUAUGGACAUCUCCUAAACUACACAUAGCAGCAUCUACAUUCGCUGCUGCUGUGGUCACAUCGGCAAAAUCAUGAUUGUCUGUACAGCCAUCAAAAAGGUUUCGCGAAAGUGCAAAUAUGCUGUUCUGAUUGGUCUCUUGUUGUCAGUCCUGGCUUGGAAGGCCAGCUUUACUGGGGACACUAACAAGACCAUUGAUGAUAACUUUGCUAUAACACAAACAGAAGAAGACAAACUGAGGGAUGAACUUAACUCAAGGAUCGCAGAAGCCAGUCACACAAAUAUUUCAGCAGAAAAAGAUGAGUGUCCAGAGAAGUCUCCAUUGCUAGUGGGAGCUUCGAAGCUGACCUUUGAAUCUUCACUGAACCUCAAGGAUGUAGAAAAGGAAAACAAAGUAGUGACUAAAGGAGAGUACGAGCCGUCAGACUGUAAAGCAAGGCACAGCGUAGCCAUCCUCAUUCCACAUCGUAACCGGGAGAGACACCUCCUCUACCUCCUGCACCACCUGCACCCCUUUCUGCAGCGGCAGCAGCUACACUACGCCAUCUAUGUCAUCCAUCAGGCGGGUGAUGCAACUUUUAACAGAGCCAAGUUACUUAAUGUUGGAUAUUUGGAGGCAAUAAAAGACUUUAGCUGGGAAUGCUUCAUCUUCCAUGAUGUGGACCUGGUUCCCGAGAAUGAUCACAAUUUAUACAUCUGUGACCAGCAGCCCAGACACCUGGUAGUCGGCCGCAAUGUCACCGGAUACAAACUCCGUUACAAAGGCUACUUUGGUGGAGUCACUGCCAUGACCAAAGACCAGUUUUUUCAAGUAAAUGGUUUCUCAAACAACUACUGGGGAUGGGGUGGAGAAGAUGAUGACCUUAGAGUGAGAGUUGAACAGCAAAAAAUGAAAAUUGUACGUCCCCCUGCUAACGUAGCGCGCUAUACCAUGGUGUUUCACAAACGAGACUCUGGAAAUCAGGUUAACAAAAACAGGAUGAGGUUAUUAAGACAAACGACAAAGAUGUGGAGAGUUGAUGGACUCAACAGCUGCUUAUAUGACACUUUAUCGGUCGGGAGGUAUCCUCUCUAUGUGAAUAUCACAGUUAACAUUGGUCAGCCUCAGAGCUGAGGACUCUGAAAGAAAACAAGUCCUUGUCCUGAUAUCAUUUCCAGUUCGGGCCACAUCAAGAUUCUGAAUUUCCUCAAAGGGCCGGAUGUGGCAGAAUUUAUUAAUAGAACUACCUAUUAACAAAACAAUUUAAAUAAUCUGGCUUGACAUGAUGCCAAGGCACAUUGCGACCGCCAAUAGGUCAGUUGCUGACAAGCCCACUGGAUGUAGGGUAAUGUCAGUACUUUUUAAAUUUAAUUCAUAUACAACAAUUCUUCACAUUGAUGUACUUUGGCACUAAAAACUAAUUUGGUUUGACUGGUAAAAUAAUAUUUAAGCACACAACCAGUAUCUUGAAGUUGUAUUUAUGUUGCCCUAUAGAGACACGAGAGCCACAUAAACAGAUGUGGCGGGCCAGAUUUGGCCCCCGGGCCUUGAGUUUGACACCCAUUAUUUUCUAUGAGGUCGAGACCACUGUGUGCUGAAAGGUUAUUAGAUAACUGACAAACUAAAUUCUCUUUGGUGAGAUGAUAUUCCAGAUAUUUAGCACAGUUUUGCAUAUCCAUGUUUUAUUUCUUUAUGUUGUUAGGAAUGUAAUCUUCAAACACUGAAUUGUUAACUUCAGCUGUCAUUCCAGUAGUUUUUUAAUAUUUUUUGUAUACCAUUGUUACCUGUCAGACGCUGAUUAAUUCACACUCAUGCCUUAUUUUUUGCCUGUCUCUCCACCACCUCAUACUGACCAGGUCCUUGUUUUGGCACCUGAGAAGCAAUGAUUGGUUGUUGUAUGACUUAACAAAGUCAUAAUCUGUUGAUCUUGUAAUGUGAUACUGAACAGGUUCCAGGAUGCAGGUUUUCUUAGAGAGAGAGAUUACAUAGUGAGGCCAGCAGAGGUAAACAUUGCCUAACAAUGUCUUAGGAAGGAGGAAUUUAUACUAUUAAUCUUUUGCACAUAAAGUACCUCAAAUGUAAGCGGAUCGUUCGCAGUGAUAAGCAAAGGUAAGAAUACCUUUGAAUCUUUUUUUUAAAUUUUCUCAAGUGAUAAGCACAAAGUUGAGAGAUUUUUGGGAGGAUUUUUUUGUGAUGGAACAACACAAAAUCAUGCAUUUUUCAGAAGUGGAAUGAUUGGCAAACUAUUUUGCAAAUUGUGUAAUAACAUUUAUAUUCCCUGCAUAAUUACUUGGUCAAACAACACUUUUGCUGAGAUUGGAGCUUAAAGAUUUCCUGUCUCUGCUCUACAGAAAAUGUAAUUUUUUUAAUGUAAAAUAGUUGCAGUUCACUCAGGUUGGAUGGAGAGAGUUGGUGAACAUCAGUUAUCAAGUAUUGCCACAGAUUCUCAAUUAGCAACCCAUAUGUGUUUAUAGCUGCAUAUUUAUUGGGUCGUUCUUCUGCUGGAAGCAAAUUCUCCAUCCCAGACUCAAGCCUUUUGUAGCUUCUUAAUACAUUUUCCUUUCACUUGCUAUGUAUUUAGCUCCUCCCAUCUUCCUAUCAACGCUGUGUUGAAGAAAGGCAUUCCUAGAACAUGAUAUGCCUUCAAGCAGUUUUCAGUAUAGGAACGGUGUGACCAGUCCAACUCCAGUCCUCAAGGGCCAAUGUCCUACAUAAAUCACAUUCUGCAGAAGCUUUGCUAAUGACCGCCGUCAAAACACUGUCUGUGAUCAACUCCGUCGGCUCUUUUGUCUCCACUGCCUUUUAUUAUGUUUACAAGGAAGGAGGUUGGGCUUUUUCACAUAGUCACACAAAGAACUGACCAAUGACCUUUACUACAGGAUGUUCUGGAACCUUCUGUGGACAUAAGUUUUCUAACAGUAUCAAUACAUUUGCAAGGCCCUGUGUUUGAAAGCUUUUUAAUUCCAGAUUGAUCACAUCAUAUCUCCAGCAGAAUCAGUUUAUAUUACUGAUGAAUCACUAUUUAGUUUUAUUGGAAAUAGUACAGGUCUGAGGAAACCCAUUAGGUUGUUCAGAGCCCAUCCAACUGAUGAAGAUCUAACUAUGAUCACCUUGGUUACACAUGAAGGAUUCAGAUUUGUAUCAGUCUGACAGCAAAUGACAAACAAAACCUCUUCUUCCAAGAUGGAGAAAACAAACAUAUGCUACAAAUACAGUAAUAUCAAUAUACUGUGGUUAGUAUGAAGUCAGAAAUGCAGUUAUACCUGGUAUGAUGGUUUUAAGUGGUAGAUUUGUUCCUUUUUUAAGGUAGUCUCAUACUGACACUGAUGUUUUUUACUUUGAAAUUUUGUCUCAUACUUAUGGUAUAAUUUAAGGUUACAAUGACAUUGUCAAUGACAUUUUAUCACUCCAAAGUCAUUUUUAGUUAUAUUUAUACUUCUCUUGCAUUAGUAAAAUAAAUCUGCUUUAGUAACUUAAGUGAUAAUUACAUUCAUAGGAAGUUUCUAUAAGAAGCAAGUUUAAUGAGCCAAAAUAAUUUUCUUUGUAAAACUAUUAUUUUCUUUGUUAUUUUAAAGCCUUAUAUGCUUUGUUUCGUGUGGGACUUACUAAUAGGUGAUGGAUUGUAUACCACUUUUAACUUUUAAAGAAAAUCAACAUUAUAGAAAAUUGCUGAAGGAAAAUUAGCAUAUUUGCUUCUAUUGUAGCAUGUUUCUGACAUAUAUCAAGUUAUUUGAAGGAUUUUUUAAUUAUUAUUUUUAUAUCAUUUUAGAACAUGGGAUGCUUUCAAAUUCCUUUUUCGAAACUGAAAAGUGUGCCCAUGUCACCUUGACAAUUCACUCCUUGUAUGUUUUUGUGUCAGAGUCAUGUGUCAGAAUUGCCAAAGGUUGCUUCUCAUUAAGGAAGCAUUUAUGUAUGAGAAACAAUUUUGCACACCUCAUUAAUUGGCAGUAUACUGUAGUACUAGUACAACAUAUUUUAAACAUUUAAUGUGUUUUUUUAUCUCUCCUUAAUGAAUGACAUUAUUUUUUGGGUGGUAGAAUGAAUGUGUAGACCGGUAAAGAAAAGCAUUUACUUUUAAAACAACUUUGCUGACAUUUUAAAGUUUAAAAUAAUGCUAUUUGAACUCUUGAAGAAUGUCACUUGACCAAUUUUAUUUUCAAAGCUUUUUUGGGUGGAUGUGUCAAAAGUGAGAUUGUUUUGUUGAGCCUUUUUGUUUUUGUAUCUUUAGGUUUUUACAAGCUUAUAAUAAAAAUAGUUUCUCUAAUUGAUUCUACUGAUGUUUUUUGUUGUUGGUGCUUUAUUAAAGAGUUCUAAAACUG
Molecule: messenger RNA, 4565 nt
Organism: Xiphophorus couchianus (Monterrey platyfish)
Lineage: Eukaryota; Metazoa; Chordata; Actinopteri; Cyprinodontiformes; Poeciliidae
Gene: b4galt4
Product: UDP-Gal:betaGlcNAc beta 1,4- galactosyltransferase, polypeptide 4
Exons: 7
Coding region: 340-1380 (346 amino acids)
Biological process (GO): carbohydrate metabolic process
Cellular component (GO): Golgi apparatus
Molecular function (GO): galactosyltransferase activity
Source: RefSeq, a predicted model, not a curated record